AUGUCCGCCAAGCAAGACAUAUUAUUCAUCGACUCGCCAGUACAAGCCAUCGAUAUUGACCGUCGACGCGCGCUCUCGGAGAAGUUCAACCUUCUUUACUACGACUGCGAAUCGAUAGACGAGUUCAAGGAGCGCCUGCAACCCGGCGGGCCCUACGCCAACCUGGUUGCCGUCGUUCGCGGCGGAUGGCUCAAAGCCAGCACAUUAGCCUACAGCCCGCCCUUUACGAGCGACGUCGUGCCGUACUACCCGCCAUCUCUGAGGCUCAUCUGCUGCAGCGGCCACGGCCAUGACGCUGUCGACAUCGAGGCCUUGACGGCCCGCGGCGUCUGGUACUGCAAUACUCCCGAUGCAUGCACCGAGCCCGUCGCCAAUACCGGACUGGCACUCAUCCUGGAUACGUUCCGGCUCUUCACCUACGCGCAAUGGUGCGCGCGGUAUGACUGGGCGAGGAGUCGGGAACUGGGAACCAAGGCGAUCGAGCCAACAGGCAAGAUCCUCGGUGUGGUCGGGCUGGGUGACAUUGGCCUCUCUAUAGCGCGAAAGUGCGAGGCAGCAUUUGACAUGAAGAUCCGAUACCAGGGGCCGCGGAGGAAACCAGAGGCAGAGAAGCUGUUCAAGCACGACGUCGUCUACUACGCGUCGGUCGAUGACAUGAUCCCCCACGUCGACUGCAUUCUUCUUGCUGCACCUUACACAAGGGAGACACAUCACCUAUUAUCCGACAAACAGUUCUCUCUCGCGAAGAGAGGCGGCGUGAGGAUCGUCAAUGUCGCCAGGGGGAAGAUGAUUGACGAAGAUGCUCUUCUCGCUGCUCUCGAGGAUGGGCGCGUCAUCGGCGCAGGCCUGGACGUUCACAGGGAUGAGCCCGACGUCAACCCCGGACUUAGGGAGAACUGGCGCGUGACGCUUUUGCCGCAUAUCGGCGUCUGCUCGGCUACCAGCUGGGAGAACUUUGAGAGGAUCAAUCUGGAUAACGUGGAGGCCUUUUUCAACACGGGGAAGCCGGUUACUCCUGUCAACAGUAUCGGAUAG
Geosmithia morbida is the source of this 1035-nucleotide messenger RNA. RefSeq names its product Lactate dehydrogenase or related 2-hydroxyacid dehydrogenase. Lineage: Eukaryota; Fungi; Ascomycota; Sordariomycetes; Hypocreales; Bionectriaceae. Bases 1 to 1035 code for a protein of 344 amino acids. Gene Ontology annotation, cellular component: cytosol. Gene Ontology annotation, molecular function: glyoxylate reductase (NADPH) activity; NAD binding; hydroxypyruvate reductase [NAD(P)H] activity. The transcript has a single exon. The record is from RefSeq and is a predicted model, not a curated record.